UUCACAGUAAAAUUGUUUCACCAUGAAAUACCUGUUGUUGAUAGUCAUUUUCGCCUUCGUUUGUUACGAGGCAAUUAAUGCUGCCAUUCUGUGCAGAAGUGCCUCGUUCAAUUUUUGUGACAAAGUCGACUGCUCGUCCGAACCAAAAUGUUGUCCUAAGGGCAAAACUUUAACCAAAGGUGGCUUCUGUCUUUGCUGUAAUGUUUGUGCCACUAUUUUGAAGGAAGGUGAACAAUGUCCGGUUAGUUUAGUCAUAGGGGGACCCCCGCCCACAGUUUACUGCGAAGAAGGUUUGCAGUGCAUUAACAGCACUUGUCAAGCUGCCCAAUGAGAAAAUAAAUAAUUCGAUUAA
Aethina tumida (small hive beetle) is the source of this 352-nucleotide messenger RNA. Its product is annotated as fungal protease inhibitor-1-like. The transcript is spliced from 2 exons. The record is from RefSeq and is a predicted model, not a curated record. Gene Ontology annotation, molecular function: peptidase inhibitor activity. The coding region runs from base 23 to 331 and encodes 102 amino acids. Gene Ontology annotation, biological process: negative regulation of peptidase activity. Lineage: Eukaryota; Metazoa; Arthropoda; Insecta; Coleoptera; Nitidulidae.